Messenger RNA from Centrocercus urophasianus (Greater sage-grouse), 6761 nucleotides. It is a transcript of the gene USP34, whose product is annotated as ubiquitin specific peptidase 34. Lineage: Eukaryota; Metazoa; Chordata; Aves; Galliformes; Phasianidae. The coding region runs from base 92 to 6100 and encodes 2002 amino acids. The transcript is spliced from 40 exons. The record is from RefSeq and is a predicted model, not a curated record.
CGGCCCCCAUCAAUCACCGAUCGGCGGCCCCGCGCGGAUCAAUCAAUGGUUGGGAGGAGGCGGUGGCGGCGGCUGCUGCUGUUAAUGAACAAUGUGUGAGAGCUGCGCCGAGCUGCUGGAGGUGUUAAACGAGAUAUCUGAUGUUGAAGGUGCUGAUGGAUUGCAGCUCAGAAAGGAACAUGUGCUCAAGAUAUUUGCUUAUAUCAAUUCCUGGACACAAAGGCAAUGUCUGUGCUGUUUCAAGGAAUAUAAACAUUUGGAGAUCUUUAACCAAGUAGUAUGUGCGCUUAUUAACUUGGUGAUUGCUGAAGUUCAAGCUCUGCGGGACCAGCUCUGUAAACAUUGCACUAUUAAUAUAGAUUCAGCAUGGCAAGAUCAUAGUAAUUGUGCUGAUGAACCCCUGAAUGUAGAAAGAGACUCUCAUGACGAAGAAGAUAGAGAACGGCAAAGAUCUAUAGAGAAAAAAAUAGAUUCUGCAAGAACUUGUAUCCUGACUGAGGAGUCAUCUACGAAGAGCAUUGACGGUUUUAGCUGGAGCAUUGAUGAGAAGGAGAAGUUGUUGCUGUGUGUGGCAAAAAUCUUUCAGAUUCAGUUUCCUUUGUACACUGCUUAUAAGCAUAAUACUCAUCCUACAAUAGAGGAUAUUUCUGCUCAAGAAAGCAAUAUACUAGGAGCGUUCUGUGACAUGAAUGAUGUAGAAGUACCACUGCACUUGCUUCGUUAUGUUUGUCUAUUUUGUGGAAAAAAUGGCCUUUCCCUCAUGAAGGAUUGCUUUGAAUAUGGAACUCCUGAGACACUGCCAUUUCUUAUAGCACAUGCAUUUAUCACAGUGGUGUCUAACAUCAGAAUAUGGCUGCACAUCCCUGCUGUCAUGCAGCACAUUAUACCCUUUAGGACUUACGUUAUCAGGUAUUUAUGUAAACUAUCAGACCAGGAGUUACGACAGACUGCAGCCCGGAACAUGGCAGAUUUAAUGUGGAGCACAGUUAAAGAGCCUCUGGAUACUGCUUUGUGCUUUGAUAAAGAAAGUCUUGAUCUUGCAUUUAAAUACUUUAUGUCUCCAACUCUAACAAUGAGAUUGGCUGGGCUGAGUCAAAUAACAAAUCAACUUCAUACCUUCAAUGAUGUCUGUAAUAACGAGUCAUUAGUUUCAGACACAGAAACGUCAAUUGCAAAAGAGCUUGCAGACUGGCUUAUCAACAGCAAUGUAGUUGAACACAUUUUUGGACCAAACAUACACAUUGAGAUCAUCAAACAGUGCCAAGUGAUUCUGAAUUUCCUUGCAGCCGAAGGGAGACUUAGUACUCAACAUAUAGACUGUAUUUGGGCUGCAGCACAGCUAAAGCAUUGCAGUCGUUACAUACACGAUUUGUUCCCUUCUUUGAUCAAAAACUUGGACCCUGUCCCACUUAGGCAUCUCCUUAACCUAGUCUCGACUCUUCAUCCAAGCGCUCACACUGAACAGACAUUGUAUUUGGCAUCAAUGCUUAUAAAAGCACUGUGGAACAAUGCACUAGCAGCUAAAGCUCAGCUGUCAAAACAAAGCUCUUUUGCAUCUUUACUCAGUACUAAUCUACCAAUAGGAAACAAAAAAGAGGAGGAUCUCAGAAGAGCAGCCCCUUCGCCUUGGUCACCAGCAGCUAGCCCUCAAAGUAGCGACAACAGUGACACCCAUCAGAGUGGAGGUAGUGAUAUUGAAAUGGAGGAGCAGCUUAUUAACAGAACAAAACAUGUACAGCAGCGACUUUCAGAUACAGAGGAAUCCAUGCAAGGAAGCUCUGAUGAGACAGCAAACAGCGGUGAGGAUGGCAGUAGUGGCCCUGGUAGUAGCAGUGGCCACAGUGAUGGAUCCAGUAAUGAGGCCAACUCCAGUCAUGCAAGUCAGUCUGCUGAAAGCCCUGGCAGCGAAGUGCAGUCUGAAGACAUUGCAGAUAUUGAAGCUCUCAAAGAGGAGGAGGAUGAAGAAGAAGAGGAUAGGAAUCAUAAUCCCCAGAAAAACAGUAGGAGCACAGAUAUACGAAGCAGGAAACUGGAAUCACAAACAGACAUUUGUCUGGGAGAUUCACAGGGGGCAUCGGAGAGGAGCAGUACAAAUAACGGGACAGGAAAGGACCAUGUUUUUAAUGCUGACUCUGUAACUCCUGUGGAUAAUCGAAUUAGAAUACUGGAUGCCUGUUCCCAUGCUGAGGAUGCAGACCAUGACAUGACAGGGGAAAUGAGCACUGCUCGCAUUUCGCAAGGGUCUCAAGAUUCUUGUAUAACACAUACAGGAGACUUCCUUGGAGAAACUAUUGGAAAUGAAUUAUUUAACUGUCGACAGUUCAUUGGUCCCCAGCAUCACCACCAUCAUCACCAUCACCAUCAUCAUCAUGACGGGCAUAUGGUUGAUGAUAUGCUCAGUGCAGAUGAUGUCAGUUGCAGUAGUUCUCAAGUCAGUGCAAAAUCAGAGAAAAAUAUGGCUGACUUUGAUGGGGAAGAAUCUGGCUGUGAAGAAGAGCUUGUACAGAUUAAUUCACACGCAGAGCUAACAUCUCAUCUUCAGCAGCAUCUUCCCAACCUGGCCUCUAUCUAUCAUGAACAUCUUAGUCAAGGACCAGCAGUUCAUAAACAUCAAUAUAAUAGCAGUGCAGUGACGGACAUUAAUUUGGAUAAUGUUUGUAAGAAAGGAAAUACCCUUUUGUGGGAUCUGGUCCAGGAUGAAGAUGCAAUUCAUCUUUCGGAAGGGUUAAUAAAUGAAGCAGAGAAGCUGCUCUGUUCUUUAGUAUGCUGGUUCACUGACAGACAGAUUCGAAUGAGAUUUAUUGAAGGCUGCUUAGAAAAUUUAGCAAACAACAGAUCAGUAGUAGUUUCACUUCGUCUUCUUCCAAAGUUAUUUGGUACGUUUCAGCAGUUUGGGAGCAGUUACGAUACACACUGGAUAACAAUGUGGGCAGAAAAGGAACUUAACAUGAUGAAACUUUUCUUUGAUAAUUUGGUACACUACAUCCAGGCAGUCAGGGAGGGACGACAUAAAUAUGCAUUAUACAGCCACAGUGCAGAAGUUCAAGUUCGUCUUCAGUUCUUGACUUGUGUGUUUUCAACUCUAGGAUCACCAGAUCAUUUCAGGUUGAGUUUAGAACAAGUGGACAUAUUGUGGCACUGCUUAGUUGAAGAUUCUGAAUGUUACGAUGAUGCACUACAUUGGUUCUUGAAUCAAGUACGAAGUAAAGAUCAGCAUGCUAUGGGUAUGGAAACUUACAAACAUCUUUUCUUGGAAAAGAUGCCACAGCUAAAACCUGAAACUAUUAGUAUGACUGGACUGAAUCUCUUCCAGCAUUUGUGCAAUUUGGCUCGAUUGGCUACUAGUACAUAUGAUGGUGGCUCAAACUCAGAGUUGUGUGGCAUGGACCAGUUCUGGGGUAUUGCUCUAAGAGCACAGUCUGGUGAUGUCAGUCGAGCAGCUAUCCAGUACAUCAACUCCUAUUAUAUCAAUGGUAAAAAUGGGCUUGAAAAAGAGCAGGAAUUUAUUAGUAAAUGUAUGGAAAGUCUGAUGAUAGCUUCUAGUAAUCUUGAACAAGACUCUCAUUCAAGUCUGACAAUUAUUGAAAGAGGACUCUUGAUGCUAAAGACACAUCUGGAAGCUUUUAGGAGAAGGUUUGCGUAUCAUCUGAGACAGUGGCAGAUUGAAGGUACUGGCAUCAGCAGUCAUUUGAAAGCACUGAGUGACAAACAGUCCCUACCAUUAAGAAUUGUAUGUCAGCCAGCUGGACUUCCUGACAAGAUGACUAUAGAAAUGUAUCCUAGCGAUCAAGUGGCAGAUCUACGAGCUGAAGUCACGCACUGGUACGAAAAUUUGCAGAAAGAGCAGAUAAAUCAACAAGCACAGCUUCAGGAGUUUGGCCAAAGCAGUCGAAAAGGGGAUUUUCCUGGUGGCCUCAUGGGACCUGUGAGAAUGAUCUCAUCUGGGCAUGAGCUGACAACUGAUUAUGAUGAAAAAACUCUUCAUGAAUUGGGUUUUAAGGAUAUGCAGAUGGUAUUUGUAUCCCUGGGAGCACCAAGGAGAGAACGUAAAGGUGAUGGUGUUCAGCUUCCAGCAUCUUGCCUACCUCCUCCUCAAAAGGACAACAUUCCAAUGCUUUUACUCUUGCAAGAGCCUCAUCUUACCACACUUUUUGAUCUGUUGGAGAUGCUAGCCUCCUUUAAACCUCCUUCUGGAGAAACAUGUAUGGAAGACAGUGAGUCAUUUAACACAUUACACAUGAUGUACCAUGAGGCUACGGCUUGCCACGUGACUGGAGACCUGGUAGAACUUCUGUCUAUAUUCCUUUCAGUUCUUAAAUCGACACGUCCGUAUCUUCAAAGAAAAGAUGUGAAGCAAGCUCUCAUUCAGUGGCAGGAGCGAAUUGAAUUUGCCCAUAAACUUUUAACUUUGCUAAAUUCCUACAGUCCUCCGGAACUUAGAAAUGCUUGUAUUGAUGUCCUCAAGGAGCUUGUACUUUUAAGUCCUCAUGAUUUCCUACAUACUCUGGUUCCAUUUCUACAGCACAAUCAUUGUACAUACCACCACAGUAAUAUCCCAAUGUCUCUUGGACCUUACUUUCCAUGUCGUGAAAACUUGAAAUUAAUAGGGGGAAAAAGCAAUAUUCGUCCUCCACGUCCCGAGCUCAAUAUGUGCCUUCUGCCUACUAUGGUAGAAGCCAGCAAGGUACAGUGGUCGCAAGGACACACUGAGUGCAGGCACUGCCCCAGUGGACACUGCUAUUCAGAAAGAAUCCAGUCUCCUGCACAUGGGGUGUGUGUGCACGUAGAUGGGAAUCUGUGUGGGCAACACAUUUCGAAGAAGCACGGUUACUGUAGGGGAAAAGAUGAUGUUUAUGAUCGUAUGCUGCUAGACUACUUCUUUUCUUAUCAUCAGUUCAUCCAUCUACUGUGCCGAGUUGCAAUCAGCUGUGAAAAGUUUACUGAAACAUUAGUUAAAAUGAGUGUUCUUGUUGCAUAUGAAGGUUUACCACUUCAUCUUGCAUUGUUCCCCAAGCUUUGGACUGAGCUUUGUCAGACUCAGUCUGCAAUGUCAAAGAACAGCGUAAAGCUCCUCUGUGAAGAUCCAGUUUUUGCAGAAUAUAUAAAAUGUAUUUUAAUGGAUGAAAGGACCUUUCUUAACAACAACAUUGUGUACACCUUUUUGACGCAUUUUCUUCUGAAGGUCCAAGGGCAGGUGUUUUCUGAAGCAAACUGUGCCAAUUUAAUCAAUACUCUAAUUACAAAUCUAAUAAAUCAGUAUCAAAGCCUAGAAUCUGAUUUCAGCAGCCAGAGAGUUGAAAUCUCCAAAGCAAGCUCUGCUUUAAAUGGGGACCUCCGAGCACUUGCCUUGCUGCUUUCAGUGCAUACUCCUAAACAGCUCAAUUCAGCCCUGAUUCCGACUUUACAAGAACUUUUAAACAAGUGUAGAGCAUGUCAACAACAGAGGAAUUCACUACAAGAACAAGAAGCCAAAGAAAGAAAAAUUAAAGAUGAUGAAGAAGCUACUCCUGUAAAAAGAAGACGGGUCAGCAGUGAUGAGGAGCACACCGUAGACAGUUGUAUCAGUGAUAUAAAAACUGAACCCCAGGAAGCAUUGACCCCAACAAGCACUUCAGAUAAUGAGACACGGGACUCUUCGAUCAUUGAUCCAGGCACUGAACAAGAUCUUCCUUCCCCUGAAAAUAAUUCUGUCAAAGAGUACAGAAUGGAAGUUCCAUCUUCAUUUUCAGAAGACAUAAUGCUGACAAUGAGGUCACAACAUACAGAAGAGCAGUCAGGAAACGGUAAAUUUCAAGAAUGCAAAGAAUUUAAAGACCUGCAGACUUCCAAGGAUUCCGCUGUAGCAGAGGAGGACUCAGAGUUUCCAUCCACAUCGAUUUCAGCAGUUUUAUCUGACCUCGCAGAUUUGAGAGGCUGUGAUAGUCAAGCCUUAUCAUCCCAGGACCCUGAAACUAGUUUAUCAAUCACUUGUGGCCAUUCCAGAGGACUUUUUAGUCUUAUGCAGCAGCAUGACAUUUUAGACAUCCUGUGUAGGACCAUUGAGUCUACAAUUCAUGUGGUUACAAGGAUAUCUGGAAAAGGAAAUCAAGCUGCUUCUUGACAUUAGAUGAAGCAUGUCUGCUUCUAAGUCUUUUUUUUCCUUCCCUCCCCCAAAAAUGCUGUUGCCUAAGUUUUGCUUAUUUCUGUUCUGUGCUUCAGUUUGUCCAGUGCUCUCUGCUUGAAUGGCAAGAUAGACUUAUAUGCUUAAUUCUUGGUCAGGCAGAUCUCCAGUUUUACUUUUUGUUUGUUUUUGGAUUUCUUUUUUGCAUCUACCAUACACUUUCUUAAAGGGCAAUCAGAUAAUGGAUAUGUUUUAUGUAAUUAAAAAUUCACUGUAGUGGCUUUCAUUUAAUAUGGCUGUCUGGGAGAACAGGGCCUCCUUGCCCUGUAUGAUGUAAUUUAAACUUAUGGCAUUUUUACUGUGUAUAAUAUGGUGUCCUCUGUGCCAGUUUUGUACCUUAUAAUAGAGGCAGAUUGCCUCAGAUCGCUGUGGUUCUUAUUAUCAAAAUUAAGUUUACUUGUAUACUAAACAACCACAAGAAAUUUGAUUCUGUAAAGAAUCCUCUUUAGCUGUGGCCUGGCAGUAUAUAUAUGGUGCUUUAUUUAACAGAAUACCUGUGGAGGAAAUAAAGCACACUUGAUGUAAAAAUAAUUGUUUUAUUUUUAUUGACAUGAUCAAUUGCUAUUCUGUGCACUUCAUUAAACUGAUUGUGAUGACUUUU